Molecule: messenger RNA, 2109 nt
Organism: Pseudo-nitzschia multistriata
Lineage: Eukaryota; Bacillariophyta; Bacillariophyceae; Bacillariales; Bacillariaceae
Source: the annotation of a GenBank genome assembly
CAGUAUUCUUUCUUACUUCCAAGCAUAGCAGCACCUCAUCAUUUUGAAACUUUUGUCACCGGUAAUAACUUGUUCGAAACCACAAGCAACAUAGAACAGAAAAGGGUGACUCGGAAUUUUGCACUCAAAUUCACCGUUCUCGAAAGCGUUMUUAUACAGAAAAGCAAUAAACAACAAUGAGCCUCCUGCAAUCUUCUCUCAGACGAUCGGCGUCUGCCGCGGCAAAAGCCACGACGGCCCGCCGAUCCAUGGCGGCGGCCGCUGCUUCCUCGGACGAACCCCUUCGCAAGACGUCCCUUCAUCAAUGGCACCUGGAUCUAGGGGGUGACAUGGUUCCCUUUGCGGGAUACGAAUUGCCUGUCCUCUACAAGGGGGACAAGGCCCCAAACGGCGGGGUCAUGAAGGAACACCUUUGGUGUCGAUCGGAGGGAAAGGCCUCGCUCUUUGAUGUUUCGCACAUGGGACAGGUGCGUGCGAKCAUUUCCAUCUGUCUGGGAGAACGAGGGCGCUGUGAUUGUGUGUGUGACAACUGGGACGAAAUUAGUUUACCAUGAAACAGGAUGACUCGUAUGUCGAUGUGUUUUAUAAUUUCUUCUGAACGAUGACCAAGAAAACUGGCGAGGAAUGGUUGGCACCACCACACCACACUAUUUGAUCGACGAGUUAAGGAAAGAGAAAUCUUAAUCACCUUACUUUUCUGAUUCCAUUGAUUAUUCUUUGCACUCUCGUUUCUUUUUCUUGAACGCAACUUUUUCAUUGCUGUUGAUGUGAUACAAAUACAACCAUCAAAUGUCCGAAUCAAAUUAAUUGUGUCUGCUAUCGAUUAAUCCUAUUAAAUUUCGAUCUUGCUCGAUUCGAUUCGAUUCUUUUCCGUUUCAUCAGAUUCGUUGGCACGGAGCUGACAGGGCCAAAUUUAUCGAAAAGGUUGUCGUCGGUGACAUCCAGGGUUUGGAGGACGGCCACGGACUCUUGAGUCUGAUCACGAACGCACAGGGGGGAAUCAUGGACGACACGGUGAUCACAAAUGCAGGUGAUUUUGUGUACAUGGUCGUCAACGGUGCCACUAAGUUCAAAGACAUGGCCCACUUUCAGGAACAACUCGAUGCGUUCGAGGGAGACGUAACGAUGGAAUACCUCGAGGACACGAUGCAGCUUUUGGCCCUCCAAGGACCAGGGGCUKCCGAAGCCAUUGCCAAGAUCCUUCCUGCCGGCUUCGAUUUGACGUCCAUGGCGUUCAUGACGGGGACAGAUGUUACCCUCGAUGGGGGCAUCGAGGGUUGCCGCAUCACUCGCUGCGGUUACACGGGCGAAGACGGCUUCGAGAUUGCCGUACCGGCCGAGCACUGCGAGGCAAUCGCCUCAAAGCUGAUCGAGGACCCAACCGUCAAUCCAACCGGCCUGGGAGCCCGGGAUUCCCUCCGAUUGGAGGCCGGCUUGUGCUUGUACGGAAAUGAUCUCGACGAGACCACCAAUCCCGUAGAGGGGACUCUGGCCUGGACCCUCGGCCGACCCGGUAGCCGAAGGCGGACCGAACAGGGUUUUUGUGGUGCUGAAACGUUCCUGACGCCCGAGGGCAAGCUCCGGAAGCAGUCUCGCAAGCGGGUCGGGAUCAUGGGCAUGAAAGCCCCCGCCCGGCAGGGGACGGAAAUUUAUGAUUCGGAAGACAAUCUGGUCGGUACCGUCACGAGUGGGACAUACAGUCCUUGCCUCAAAAAACCCAUUGCUAYGGGGUAUGUCGACUCGGGGUUGGCGAAGGCCGGAACCACCCUCCAGCUCAAGAUUCGCAACAAGAUGCAGGCCGCCGAGGUGACCAAGAUGCCGUUUGUCGAAUCGCGAUACUAUCGCGUUCCGGAGUAAUAUUGGGAACCAAUCGUGACGGUUGUGGCCUGAUGAAAAAGAAUCACACCAAACAAGGCAAGUCAGAACGAAACAGACAAAUAUUAGUGUCUGCYUCAAGUUUACUGGCAGAGACCAACAAGCGCACAACGAAACUUGCACUCAUUGCAUGACGGAGCCACUUAACUGAAGUGGAUUCUUCUACUAAAUAAAAGUAGUAAUACAGUCAUUGGAAGUGAAUGGAACGUGAUCCAAUAAUUAAGAUACUGUUAU